AUGGACCCUCCUCCCAGACGUCUCAGACUCGUUCCCAAGGUCACCUUCAUUCUCUCAUCCAUCGCCAUACACUAUCAAGUCGUCAAAUUCGUUUACAACAACUAUACACCACAUGAUCUCCUGAACCCGUCCCUACUCUUCGUUCUACCGUGUACGAUAUUCAUCAUCAGUCAUGGUCUUAGUGUUCUAAGACACCACGCGUUCAUAAUUGCUUUAAGAAGGGAAUUCGGGGUGAUUGGUCUGUGGCUAUUUUACUUUUUACCAGUCCUCAUCCAAAUUGUCUUGUGGCUGAGGUUAGCACAAUGGGUCACUGCGACAGUUCCAUGGCUGAUGAUAUCGGCAUUCAGGCUGUCCCCCAUCGUUAUACUGUUGUUUCUCGCCGUCCAGCUGUGGAGGAGGACAAGCAGACAGACCCAGCAGUUCCCUGCGCGCGAGCAUCGGCUCGCGGCGCAACGGGUGGAUGAGUUAGCCGAUGGGCCUAUUCACGUUACUUAUACUACAAAUUUGACACAUAGUGCCACCGAGUUGUGUUAUUCUAGGCGCGGCGCUAUAUCUAAAGCCAGACUUUCAUACGGACUCCUCGUGAUGGCCGACGGAGAGAAUCAAACGACAGGCGAUUUGGACAAUGGAGUUCGCGUAUCGUCUAGAAAAACAGUCUCGAGUGCCGUUCCUGGCGACGGAUCAGUUGGUGGGAAUUCACGAUAUGACUACGUGCUGAGCGUCUCAUCCAUCCUGACCAGAAACAUGUAG
Messenger RNA from Colletotrichum lupini, 750 nucleotides. RefSeq lists its product as uncharacterized. The transcript has 3 exons. Lineage: Eukaryota; Fungi; Ascomycota; Sordariomycetes; Glomerellales; Glomerellaceae. The record is from RefSeq and is a predicted model, not a curated record. Bases 1 to 750 code for a protein of 249 amino acids.